GCUCUUUAGUGGAGUGGAACGCGAAUUGCCUGUCACACACAUGAUCUACACGCUUGACAAUCGGACGAUGCGCGAUCUCGGGAAGGGAGCCACUUGCUAUGUGAUUCUGUGCUGUAAGAUCCUUUGUGUACACACCGCCUGAUCAGACUGCAUGCGCGAUUUGGUAGGACAACUCCGGCGCGACGAGGCUGUGUGCAAUGGGACGGUAUGGCCCGCGAUGCUCAAAGCGCGCAAAUCGUGCAGUCAGAAUUCCCUCGGGAGCAGAUCUGGCGACGCAAACACCGAACGAUCAAAUCGACAGUUGGUUGAGGGAAGCAUGACUUGGGUGUUGGGAAAGAGCUUGGCUAUUGGAACAUUUGGCCUGGGGCGAGGCAAAAAGAGAGGACACUGCAGCACAAACUUGCUGUGCAGUGUUCCUGCUGGAGGAAAAAUUCCCCCUUUUGUAUACUUGUAGGGUGCGAAUGCUGCAUGGAUGAUCGGGCCACGAUGACGAUUGAAGCGUGCAGACCGAC
Messenger RNA from Ceraceosorus guamensis, 512 nucleotides. RefSeq lists its product as hypothetical. The record is from RefSeq and is a predicted model, not a curated record. Lineage: Eukaryota; Fungi; Basidiomycota; Exobasidiomycetes; Ceraceosorales; Ceraceosoraceae. Bases 152 to 454 code for a protein of 100 amino acids. The transcript has a single exon.